Messenger RNA from Mercenaria mercenaria, 4520 nucleotides. RefSeq names its product acid sphingomyelinase-like phosphodiesterase 3b. The record is from RefSeq and is a predicted model, not a curated record. Lineage: Eukaryota; Metazoa; Mollusca; Bivalvia; Venerida; Veneridae. The transcript has 6 exons. Gene Ontology annotation, molecular function: hydrolase activity. The coding region runs from base 79 to 1641 and encodes 520 amino acids.
ACAUCUUUACAACAUCUUUACCUGCGGAUGAACUUUGAUCUUACUAUGUUUGAUUUUCGUUUAUUUCUGAUUUAGAUAAUGCAGCGUGUUCAAAAUAGAGUUAAUGUAGGCUUAAUUACUUUUUUCUCAGUGUUACUGUUGACCUCUGCAGUCCAAAAUGUCAAAAAUACAGGCUAUUUUUGGCAAGUGACAGAUUUCCACUAUGAUGCAAAUUACAGCACCACUGGUGAUCCAAAUAACAUGUGUCACCAAGGCAACAGCAGUUCACCUAGCAACAUAGGUUUCUAUGGAAACUACUUGUGUGACGCACCAUGGCAACUGAUCACAUCAGCUGUACAGGCAAUGUACAAGAUAGAGCCAAAUCCAGAUUUCAUUGUUUGGACUGGAGAUAGUGUUCCUCAUGUGUACAACAAAGAUCUAGAUCUUGACAAGGUCUAUACCUUAAUUGGUAAUGUUACAGAGGAGCUUAUGGUAGUUUUCCCCAACACUACCAUUUAUCCAGUGCUGGGUAACCAUGAUCCCUACCCUGCCAAUAUGAUGCCCUAUGAUGUGGAGCAUAGCAAAUAUUACAAGGGUAUUUUAGAUGUAAGUGGUUGGCAUGCUGUACUGGGACAGAAUGAAAGUGAACAAUUCCAUAAUGGUGGCUACUACAGUUCCCAUAUAUCAGAGAAGAUCAAACUCCUUGGCUUGAACACAAACCUCUACUAUGACCAGGACAAACUGACAAAGGGUCUAACUGACCCAGCUAACCAGCUCAAGUGGAUAGAAGAUCAGCUGGAAGCGGCUAGGAAGAAAAAUGAACAGGUGUUUAUUGUUGCCCAUGUGCCACCAGGAAUGUUUGAACUUGUGGAAGGCAUGUCGUGGUUCUAUGGGGACUAUAACAAGAAAUACCUGGAAGUUAUGGAAAAGUAUUCUGAUGUGAUAAUUGCACAGUUAUAUGGACAUGAACAUACAGACAGUUUUAGAGUGCAGUUUGAUAAAGAAGGUAGACCCAUUUCUGCAUUAUUCCUGAGUCCUGCAGUGACACCUUGGAAGAGUACAUUACCUGGGGUUGGUGCCAACAACCCUUCCAUAAGACUGUUCCAGUUUGACAGAGAAAAAGGGGGAUUAAAGAAAUAUAUCCAGUACUUCCUUAACCUUACGGCGGCAAACCUUGCCAGAGAUCCUAGCAAGUGGGAGAAAGAGUAUGACACUUCCGACGUAUACGCUAUUGAUGAACUUCGACCGGGGGCUGUUCAUACUGUGGUAAAGGGGUUUUCAGACAAGGAGAAUAAAGUCUUUAGGAGAUAUUUAGACUUUAAUAGUGUCAAAUGGCAGGUAAAUCCAGACUGUAAUGAAACAUGUUUUCUAAGGCAUAUUUGUGCAAUAUCGGAACUGGAUUUUGAUAAUUAUAAGACGUGUAUGGCGGGAGGAAAAACAACAAAGCAUCCAGAGACAACUACAAGACACCAUCCCCAUGCACAUUCCACUCCGGAACCGCAGGUGCCGGAUUAUAUGUAUUACAUUAUAGGAAGUCUUGCUGCGGCUCUGUUUGUUUUGUUCUUAGUUGUGGCUGUCAUGUGUUUCAAGCGUGGACGACGGAUCUCUGCACCGAGAUAUGCUAAAUUUGGUUCCCUUUCAAUAAAUACUCCUAAUGUCUGAAAAUGUGAUACAGAAAGAAAUAAGAAAAUUUUGCUGCCAUUAUUUUCAAGUGCUAUAAAUUUUUUAUUACAACAAUUAUUUAAUUAACGCCACCAAUGGUAAAGUAUUAUUGUGUUCUGUAGAUAUUUAAAUUUUUAUCAUUUUGUUAUUUUUAUAUGUUUAGAGCUUGAAACCAGAUCAUUAUAAAUUUAAAUCAAAAUGAAUUAUUUAAUUUGUAGUGCUCUGAAUAGUUUCUUUCUAUAUUUCUGCAGCCAUCAUUACUAGUAUGUAAGGCUUUAGAAAAGUGUAAACAUUUUGAAAACUUCUAUGUUUGAGUGCAACUAUAGGUGACAGUCAUAAUCAGAUAUAUAACAUGCCCAACUAUUUGAUAAAUUCUGUAAAGCUGGUAAUGAUUUAUUGUCACUGUUAAUAUUAAAGAAACUGUAGCAGGGCUGGACCAUAUCAUUUUAGAGGGCUUUAUAGUAAGUUAACCUUUAAAAAGCGUGCUGGCGCCAACUGACUCUGCCUUUGCGACCAGUGCAGACUGAUCUUGGUCUGCACUGUUCACUAUUCAGUUUGUACAUUUUCAAGUAAAACCCCUUCAAAUAAUAAAUGGUACUGCCAAAAUUGAAUGAUAGACCAGUCCAUUUUAGAAAUUUAGCAAGGUAAAGGUUAAACGUCAUUAUUUACUUGCCCGAACAUUUUCCUUCUUGCCCAGAUAUGAUAUUCGUAAUCACAUUGAUUUUACAAUGUACAGCAUUUAUUCUUUUGUAGUUCAUAGCAUUUGAGAGUGUUUGUGAAAAUGAUUAAAACUGGUGUAUUAUUAAAAUACUGGUAAUAACAAAUAAUUAACUUUGAUUUUCUGAGAAAACUGAAAUGGCUAGCUGAUUUUUUUUUCUUGCCAUUGAAGUAGAUUAUGCAGUAAUUUUUUGUUUUUGUGUAAAACCAGAUAGAAAUCAAGUUCAUUGACAGUUCUUCUUUGCUUCUUGAUAAUAUUUUUUUUCGAUUCAGAAAAAGUUCUUUCAUGAAAAGUUGCUAACAUUAUGGUGCAAAUGACAAAACUAAAAUGGAACUCAGUAUUGUUGUGUGUUUUUGAAAUGUAACUAAGUCUUUUCUGUUUACUGACGUUGAUUUCUUGUGGGUCGUGCUUUGUUUAAAUAUGCUUCUGUAAGAAAGUAUUGCUGUAAAAAUGGCCAUCUGUUUCAUUUUAUUUUUGAUAUUAUUUGUUGAAUAUAGAUUGCAAGAAAAAGAUUAUAUGAGCUGCACCAUAAGAAAACCAACGUAGUGCAUUUGCUACCAGCAUGGAUCCAUACCAGCCUGCGCAUCCACACAGUCUGGUCAGGAUCCAUGCUGUUCACUUUCAAAGCCAAUUGCAAUUAGAGAAACCAUUAGCGAACAGCAUGGAUCCUGACCAGACUGCGCGGAUGCGCAGGCUGGUCUGGAUCCAUGCUGGUCGCAAAUGCACUAUGUUGGUUUUUUGAUGGUGCAGCUCAUAUCACUGAUUGUAGGUAUGGAUGAAAGUACCCAGCUCUCAGGUAACUGUUUUUGUGGUAACUGGGUGGAGCCUAAACAGUUACCCCCAAGCCGGAAAUUUCCACCUGCACCUAUAUACAACAUGUGAAAGAAUCUUACUCUGUUAGAAUAUAAACCAGUGCCAUAUCAUAUUAAAUGUAAUUUAAAAGUCUUUCUAGUCCUAGAACUUUUAUAGUUCUUGUGUGGAAAAUAAAUUCUUUUUCUUUUGAAUAUUCACUGAAUAAAAAUUAUUCAAUAAACACGCGUUCUAAGAUUUAAACAAGAAAAAUAAUAAACUAUUUUUCUUUUACAGUUUGUGUAUUACGCACUUUCCUGCCACAUUGAUUUGUCUCCAUUUUCACUGUUUGAUUUAGGGUUUUACUAUUUUAAAAUUUAAAGUGAUAUGCAUCCACUGUUAUGUCAAGUUCCAUGAGACUUAAGUAUGUGUUUUCAUUAUUUAAUUUUAAGUAAAAUAAAUAUAAAAAUAUAGAGAUGCAGUGAAUACUAUGCAGUUUUUGUCUGUAAACCUUGUAGGAGGCCUAACUUUACCUAAAAGGAACCAGCGUGGGAGCCAUCUGGUCUAGUCACAUAAUGGUGGACAGGUUAUGAAAGACUAAUUAUCCACUUCGGAUGGUCAUUGAGGUAUAAAUUUGUCAAGGCCAGUUUUUGUUUGGCAUUUUUAAGUGAAACCUGCAUUCAAUUUUAUAUGCAUUUACUUAAUUAUUCCUGUCUCAUUUUAUACUUUUUAAAUUUAUUCUUAAGAAUUAUUUACUUUGAUUACAAUGUAUACACUAUUUUGAAACACUCUGUGAAUAAAACUAGCAAGAAAAUACAUCUAGCCCAAAUUUAGAAGGAAGGCUUUCAGCUUGUUUUAUCCAUAGGCAUUCCGCACAUUUGUUUUGUCAAUAAUGAUGCUAUAUAUGAUAAAAACAUCAAUAUACAGUCCAGGACCCAACAAUAAAUCUAGCACCCAUUUACUAUAUAUGGCUAUAUGUACCAACACUGUGAACAUUGUACAUUUUAUAUUGAAUAUACUGGUAAAGGCAACAGUAUUAAGUGUAUUUGAACCUAUAAAAGCACUAUAAAGUGUAAGUUUUCCAUGUAAAAAAGUUUUAUGAAACAUCAGGAAUUGAGCUCUAUUUUAUAACAGACUUGAAAAACUUAAAUGGUGCUAAAUUCUGGUUAUUAUUUUCAAAAAUGAAUUGUUAUAUUUUAAUAAUAUUAUGUUUGUUGAAAUUUUGAUGUUCAUUUAAAUACAUGCAUAUGUCCAUUAAAUCCAUUUUCAUAAUCUGAAAAGUAACACAUAGCAAUAAUCAAACCUUCAGGGAGAUGGAUAAUACAUGUAGAAUUUGUUGAUUUAUUUUUUAAAUAAAAUGUAAUGAUUCUGA